Pogoniulus pusillus (Red-fronted tinkerbird) is the source of this 3346-nucleotide messenger RNA. RefSeq names its product zinc finger and BTB domain containing 17 (gene ZBTB17). Gene Ontology annotation, molecular function: DNA-binding transcription factor activity; protein binding; RNA polymerase II cis-regulatory region sequence-specific DNA binding. The transcript has 17 exons. The coding region runs from base 194 to 2734 and encodes 846 amino acids. NCBI's taxonomy places the organism in Eukaryota, Metazoa, Chordata, Aves, Piciformes, Lybiidae. The record is from RefSeq and is a predicted model, not a curated record. Gene Ontology annotation, biological process: regulation of transcription by RNA polymerase II.
UGACGCCGCUUCCGCCCGGCGCUGCCAUGGCUGCGCCCUUUGUCUGCUCCGUGUCACGGUGAGCGCCGCGGCCGCGAUGGGAGCGCCCCGCGGGGCCCGGCACGGCAGAAUCAGUUCCUGGAAAUGAGGACAGCCUCCUCUUGGCAGAGCCUGAAGGGAUUAGGGCUGCCCUGUUCCCCAAGCAAGAAGGGAGAUGACGGAUGGCUGCAUAGAGACUGAUUUGGGCAGCAGGAAGAGAGAAAGCUCCACAGGAGAGCCGCCACAGUCUUGUCUACAGCUGUGCUCCUCUGGAUAUCUCCGCUCCUCGCACCGCAGGGCCAUGGAUUUCCCCCAGCACAGCAAACAGGUCCUGGAGCAACUGAACCAGCAGCGGCAGCUGGGCUUGCUGUGUGACUGCACCUUCGUGGUGGAUGGCAUCGACUUCAAGGCUCACAAAGCUGUGCUGGCAGCCUGCAGUGAGUACUUCAGGAUGCUCUUUGUUGACCAGAAGGAUGUGGUACACCUGGACAUCAGCAAUGCUGCAGGCCUGCACCAGGUUUUGGAGUUCAUGUACACAGCUAAGCUGAGCCUAAGCCCUGACAACGUGGAGGAUGUGCUGGCUGUGGCAGGCUUCCUGCAGAUGCAGGAGAUCGUCAGCGCCUGCAACGCGCUCAAGUCCCUCGCCGCGCCCGCGGGAAGCCCCUCGGAGAGCCAGCACCCCCCUGCCCACGUGGAGUCCAGCAAGGCCGAGGACAAGCCACCAGAGGCAGAGGCACAGGGUGAUCCUGACAAAGUAAACCCAGUUCUUCCCGACCCCGAGGGGAAGGAAGAGACGUCCACAGCUGCAGCGGCAGCACAGCCUCAGGCGCCAGCGGAGCAGCCGAGCAGCCGAGAAGGGGCAGAUGCUGCCAGCUCUGAGGAUCCCAGUGCUGAAUUUCCCAGCCAGCCAGAGCCAGCCGAGAGCCUGGUGGGCAGCAGCAGCCCCGCGGCGAAGGACAGUGGCACUGCAGGCACUGAGGCAGGAGAGAUGAAGCUGGAAAGAAAGGAGGAAGAGGAGCAGACGGCGGCAGCGGAGGAGGAGGAGGCGAAGGCGGCGGAGGAGGAGCAGGGGCGGCUGCAGAACGGGGGCCGGGCGGAGGAGCUGGAGUCGGGCAGCACGGACUCGGGGCAGGAGGGCGCGGGCGAGCCGCGGCUGCUGCGCUCCGGCUCCUACGGCGACCGGACCGAGUCCAAGGCGUACGGCUCCGUCACGCACAAGUGCGAGGACUGCGGGAAGGAGUUCACCCACACCGGGAACUUCAAGCGGCACAUCCGCAUCCACACCGGGGAGAAGCCUUUCUCCUGCAGGGAGUGCAGCAAAGCCUUCUCCGACCCUGCCGCCUGCAAGGCCCACGAGAAGACACACAGCCCCCUGAAGCCCUACGGCUGCGAGGAGUGCGGCAAGAGCUACCGGCUGAUCAGCCUGCUGAACCUGCACAAGAAGCGGCACACGGGGGAGGCUCGCUACCGCUGCGAGGACUGCGGCAAGCUCUUCACCACCUCGGGCAACCUGAAGCGCCACCAGCUGGUGCACAGCGGCGAGAAGCCCUACCAGUGCGACUACUGCGGCCGCUCCUUCUCCGACCCCACCUCCAAGAUGCGCCACCUGGAGACGCACGACACCGACAAGGAGCACAAAUGUCCCCACUGCGACAAGAAGUUCAACCAGGUGGGGAACCUGAAGGCUCAUCUGAAGAUCCACAUCGCGGACGGCCCCCUGAAGUGCCGGGAGUGUGGCAAACAGUUCACCACGUCAGGGAACCUCAAGAGGCACCUGCGGAUCCACAGUGGGGAGAAGCCUUACGUCUGCGUGCACUGCCAGCGCCAGUUCGCCGACCCCGGCGCGCUGCAGCGCCACGUCCGCAUCCACACCGGAGAGAAGCCCUGCCAGUGCCUGAUCUGCGGGAAGGCCUUCACCCAGGCCAGCUCCCUCAUCGCCCACGUGCGGCAGCACACCGGCGAGAAGCCCUACGUCUGUGAGCGCUGCGGCAAGAGGUUCGUGCAGUCGAGCCAGUUGGCCAACCACAUCCGGCACCACGACAACAUCCGGCCGCACAAGUGCAGCGUCUGCAGCAAGGCCUUCGUCAACGUGGGCGACCUCUCCAAGCACAUCAUCAUCCACACGGGGGAGAAGCCCUUCCUGUGCGACAAGUGCGGGCGAGGCUUCAACCGCGUCGACAACCUGAGGUCCCACGUCAAGACUGUGCACCAGGGCAAGGCUGGCAUCAAGAUCCUGGAGCCGGAGGAAGGGGAUGAGGUCAACAUCGUCACGGUGGCUUCCGACGACAUGGUGACGCUGGCCACCGAGGCGCUGGCGGCCACCGCCGUCACGCAGCUCACCGUGGUGCCGGUGGCAGCCGCAGUCACCGCGGACGAAACCGAAGCGCUUAAAGCCGAGAUCACCAAGGCGGUGAAGCAGGUGCAGGAGGCAGACCCCAACACGCAGAUCCUCUACGCCUGCGACUCCUGCGGGGAGAAGUUCCUGGACGCCAGCAGCCUGGCGCAGCAUGUGCGCAUCCACACGGCGCAGGCGCUCGUCAUGUUCCAGGCCGACUCGGACUUUUACCAGCAGUAUGGUGCCACCGCCUGGCAGCCCGAGCAGGUCCUCCCCGCCGGGGAGCUGCUCUUCCGUGCCCGCGAUGGACCCGCCGAGUCCCCCAGCGCCCCCCUGGCCCCAGCGCCCACCGCCGGGGAGGCUCCCACCCCCCCCGAGUGACUGCCCUCUCUCGCCUGUGUUUAAGAAGAGCUUCUGGGACAGGCUGGGACAGAGCUGGAAGGAGACAGAUGGAAUAAAGUGCAGUAUUUUCUAAGGGUGCUUUUUGGUACCACCUCGGGACCCCCUCCCGGGACAGUUUUGGGGCUCCCCUUGGAGGAUGCUUUGGGUCUGAUUCUGUUGUGGGGACUCCUGGACCCUGGCGCUCCUUGGCUGGACUGGAGGAAGGGGGUAGAGUUGGAAGGGAGCUUGGAGGUCAUCUACUCUGACCCCCUGCUAGAGGGAGGGACACAGCUCGGGCACAGACACCUCCCUCUAGCCCAGCUUGGUCAAGGUCUCAUCCGAGCUGACCUUGAGCACCUCCAGGGAGGAGGCAGCCACAGCCUCUGAAGCAUUCCUUUAGGGAGGACACAAAGAGUUGAAACUGAGGCUGCCUGAGCUGCUGAAAGGUAAAAAAGGUGGCUGGAGAGGGGCCAGGAAGGGUUGGGUUACAGACAGGAGGAGGUGUGGGGGGAGGCAGCACCUGCUCCUGCUCCAUCACCAGCACUGCGGGCAGGAGGUGAAAAGCAGUUCAAGAUCUAGGAUUAAAAGCAGAGGCCUGGAGCCCUGUCAGAG